Nicotiana tabacum (common tobacco) is the source of this 2650-nucleotide messenger RNA. Lineage: Eukaryota; Viridiplantae; Streptophyta; Magnoliopsida; Solanales; Solanaceae. The record is from RefSeq and is a predicted model, not a curated record.
AAUUUGCUUUGGGUACAACCGUUUAGGAAAUACUAAAUUCUAGACAAAAAUAAUUAGUAUGACUAAACUAACCUUAAUUAAAUAUUGCUACAUAGUUAUAGUAGCACUUACUUCUAUUUUCAAAUGUGAUCAAAUGUGAGGGGUAAAUAACUUUUUUGGUAUACUGUACAUCCCUUAAUUUUGGAAAAACAAAAUUGAAUUUUUUUAAUUAUAUAAAUAGAUACUUAUUUUGGACCAUAAUAAAAAAGUAAAUUGGUCACUUAUUGUUGACCGGAAGGAGUAAUUAAAAGAGAUGGAGUAAUAAGGAUUUAAGUUAUAUAUAUAUACUAAUAGGUUAAUAAAUGUUUUUGGUUUCCCAUCCGGUGUUCGGUACCCGUAUUGGAGCCCGAUUAUAUCCGGAUUCGCGCCGGGUAAGCCCCAUUCGGGGGUAGCGCUCCCUACCAAGGGUUUUUCCAUACCCAGGGCUAGAACUCGAGACCUCUGGGUAAGGAAGGAGCAGCCCCAUCCACUGCACACACUGCACCACAUCACUUAUGGUGGUUAAUAAAUGUUUAUACCUCCCUCUUGGUUCACUUUAAUUAAUUUUUAAGGAAUCCACCUUUUAGUAUUAAUUAACAAUGAAAUUGACCAUAUUAACCAUAGUUUAUUCAUUGGAAAUAUAGCAAAUAUUUCUAGGCUCUUUACUCAAAUGACAACUUUUCAAAGAAGAAGUUAACUCCUUCUUGAUAUCUAACAAAAUCAAAUAUUGUGAACCACAAAAAAUAAAAGGCUAAAAAAUUAAUUAAAGUAGACCAAAGGGAGGAGUAUAAUUUAACCUGUUAGAGAAUGUUAGUUACCAUUUGUUUUACGUUUCUAAUUAAUGCUAAUUAAAUAAAGUUACUUGUAAUUAUCUUUCAAGUGACCUGAUUGUGUAAAUAAUUCUUAUAUCCUCAGCGCAAAAAACUUAAACUCUUAAAAUAAUUUUUGGCUUUUAUAAAAUUUGAUCAGGUAAUAUAUGUAAUAGAUUAAAAUGUACUACUACUAUUAUUUUGGUCUCAAUUUUUCCAGGCUGUUAAUUAAUGAACGUUGUGUGUGAUAUAUAAUAAUAUACUAAUUGGAGUAUGUGUUUGUAUUAGUAAUUCUACUGAAUUUUUUCCAAGAUUGAUGUAUAAUUUUACAAGGAUCACAGUAUGACAGAUAUUUCCUAGAGUAAUAUUUCCUUAAUUAGAUAUCACAAGGACCACUAUCUUCAUUCAUUAAAUAACUAAGGAUCAAAAGUGUAUCAAUUUGUUUCCUUUUAAAGUUUUUAUUUUAGGUGUAAAUGUGUUUAUGUUCGUGAAUACAAGAAAAAAUCUGCUAAUUGUCAAUGCAAAAGGGCCCUACGGACUCGGGUGCGGCUGCAAAUCUAGUGGUUGGAUCCUUUAUAAUCUAAAUUUUAAGAUUCGGUGGUACAGAUCAGGUACAGAUGCAGGGAUUUGGCUAAAAAUAAUUCAAAUAUCCAGAAAUAGAGUAAUAGCAAUAUGUCUAAAUUAUGUAGAAAACUUACAAAGAUAUUUCAAAUAUUGAUCAAGAGGAGAAUAUGAAAAGGAGAUAAAAGGUAAAGAUAUAAAGUAUUCCAUUUUCUUCAGUUUUACCCUAGCUUUUGUUUUGGUUUCAUAAAUCAUUGUAUAUGUCCUGAAUGUCACCAUCGAUUUUGGUCAAAUUACCCAAAAUCGGUAGACCAGAUCCGGUACGGAUCCCACACCCAUACCUACGCCCAUGUCGUGUCAACACGGGUGCGACACAGAAAGUGAAGAGUCCGAGCAAUUUAGGCCCUAAUCAUGUCAAGUUGGGGAGGGUCGGCCUGUGACCGUCCCAGCCCGAUCAAUCACGGGCAUUCAGUUGUCUGGUCCCGGAUUCCAUUUCAUAGUUUUUCAUUGGAUAAGGGGACUGGGAAGAAGUGUUUUAUGAUUGCAGCAAGGGAGCUUGUUAUUUCAUGGGGUGAUACACCACAUUAUUGGAAAUGGUCAUCUCACCCCGACUCCAGAUUCUCGGAAGUGGCUAAUCUUCAGUUUGUUUGUUGGCUUGAUAUGCGAGGCAAGAUUGAAACUCGAAUAUUGUCAAAAAGAACCAAAUAUGUUGUUUAUCUAGUGUUCAAAUUGGCAAACGGAUUUUAUGGCCUUGAAACUGCUAAUGCUUUUGUUAGAUUUGUUGAUUGUGAGAGUAACAACAAAGCUGAGGAACGAGCUAGUGUUGUUAGUCUUUCGAGACAAGAAGGAGCAGGUGAGAAGCGAUCCAAGAGAAGAGUUGAUGGAUGGAUGGAAAUAGAAAUGGGAAAUUUUUUCAAUGAUGCUGGAGAAGAUGGAGAUGUUGAAGCAAGAUUGAUGGAGAUUAGGCGUCUCUUUGCCAAAGGUGGCCUCAUUGUUCAAGGAAUGGAGUUUCGACCAGAAUGAAGAAGAGAAGAAUCCUCUUAUCAUGCGUUGCUAAGGGUCGCUCUUUUCUGGAUUGAUUCAAAAUUCUUCUCACAAAAUGGUCAAUAUCGGGCUAUCCAUAUAGUUGAUUCACUAUGUUAAUGUACAAUACAGAGUGAAUAGAUGUGUGUAAAAACCUCAAUAUCUUAUUAUGAUUGUAAAUGAAAUAUGACACUUGUUUGUUGCAUCAAUUUCUGCACUCUGUUAUGUUCAACUCUUUA